AUGUUCGGUCUCCCCACUUUGAGCCCACGUUGCCUGGGCAGUUGCAAAGUAGGGGUUGGUUUCACCAGUGGGCUGGCGGGGGGCGGAAGGAGUGUCAAACAGAGUAACACCCAUCCCUGCGUUCUCCCCAGGUGCAGGGGUGCUCAGUAUCCUCAGUGUUUGAAGAUGAUGCUGCUGUUGGUGAAGUGUAUCCGUCAACUGAGAGAAUCCUGUCAUCAUGAAAACAUUGGCUUGAAUUCUCCAGAAGAAGCGAGGGGUCGUACACAGCCAUUCCUAAACCACCCCCAAGCUGGUCUCCCUCUGAAAGGCGGGCUGAGCCUCGGGGGCUACCAGAAGGUCCUGAUGAAGACGGGGCUGGUGCUCAUCGUCCUCGGCCACAUCAGCUUCAUCGCGGGGACCCUGGUCCACGGGAUGGUGCUACGCUACAUGACGGAUGCGCAUGACGCCGUCACGCUGCAGUACUGCAUCUCCAAUAUCCUCGCCGUGACCUCUGCCCUCUUGAUCAUCUCCUGUGGCAUCACAGCCAUCGUCCUGUCCCGCUACCUCUCCCGCUCCCCCCUGCGAUGGGCGGUGUUCAUCAUGAGCCUCACCAGUGCCCUCUUCUCGGUGACCUGCGCCCUAGGGCUCCUGGCUUCCAUCGCCAUCACCUUCGCCAACGAGGGCCGAUCCCUGCUGGCCACCUGCUCCUUCAGCAGCCCAGAGCUGGCACAGUUCUCGCCCGACUGCCCCUUCGACCCCACGCGCAUCUAUAGCUCCACGCUGUGCCUGUGGGGCAUCUCCUUGGUUCUCGAGGUGGCGGAGAGUGUCUUCAGCGUCCGCUGUGCCCAGCUCACCCACCAGCUACUGGAGCUGAAGCCCUGGUGGGGCAAAAGAAGCACCAAGAUGGUGGGGGAUAGCCCGGAGCUCAGCGAAGGCCGAAACCUGCUGAGCUGCUCCAGCUCAGAGCCACUGGCCCUCUGAGGGUCCUCCCUCGCCCCCCACCCCACCCCCAGGCUCCCC
Tachyglossus aculeatus (Australian echidna) is the source of this 999-nucleotide messenger RNA. RefSeq names its product transmembrane protein 54 (gene TMEM54). The record is from RefSeq and is a predicted model, not a curated record. Lineage: Eukaryota; Metazoa; Chordata; Mammalia; Monotremata; Tachyglossidae.